CAUCAGACAUCUCGUCAAAAUGUCUUUGUUUCUCCUCAUUUCUCUUCUCUUCUUUUCCCCCAGCCAGGGAAUAGGAUGGUAUAAAGAGGCUCCUCACCCGUGGCCUAGUGUCGUAAAGUCUCCUCUCCCGCAAAUGAAGCCCGAGUCUCUCCCCUCAUCAUUCAGCUGGAGAGAGGAUCACUACCUCAGUCCACCAACCAACCAGUUCCUGCCCAAUCCCUGUGGCGGCUGCUGGGCCCAUGCCUCAGCUGGAGCCCUCACUGAUAGAUUCAUCUUGAAAACUGGCGUCAUAAUCCCUCAUCUUAGCAUGCAGGCUCUGCUGGACUGCGGGAGAGAGGAAGGGUUUGUGGAAAUGGGAUCCUGCGAGGGAGGGAGCGACAUCCUAGCAUACGACUUUAUCUACAACAACGGGAUCACCGAUUCCACCUGUUCUCCAUAUAUGGGCGUGGUAUUCACGAACUGGGCAGAGGGUACGAAGUGUACUCAGCGAAUGUGCAGACAGUGCGACACCUUCGGCAACUGUCAUUUUGUGAACGGGACACUCUACCACAUUUCAGAAUACGGGAAUGUGACCGGUGAGAUUGAAAUGAUGACGGAGAUGUACGCCCGUGGCCCCAUAGCAUGCUCUGUAUAUGCACACACUGACAAUUUCCUCAAGUACACUGGUGGAGUCAUCACUGAUGAUACUCCGUACAAUGUAACUACGCACGUCAUCUCUCUGAUUGGAUGGGGCACUGAAAAUGGAGUCAAUUAUUGGAUUGGACGUAACUCUUUUGGGACAGAAUGGGGAGAGGGAGGGUGGUUUAAAAUAGAGAGAGGAAAGAACACUUUGAAUAUCGAGAGACAUCCAUGUGCCUGGGCUGUACCAAAAGUAUAAAGAGAGACAUCAAGAAGAAUUGUAUAAUCAUUUUUAAUUUUGCAGUACAGUGUUUAUAUACUUGAGUGCUUGUGUUUCAGUUUCAUUUGUCAAUAUGACUACUUUAUUAAAUAAAGAACAAAAUAUUCUCUUGAUAUA
Molecule: messenger RNA, 1015 nt
Organism: Amphimedon queenslandica
Lineage: Eukaryota; Metazoa; Porifera; Demospongiae; Haplosclerida; Niphatidae
Product: cathepsin Z-like
Exons: 1
Coding region: 20-877 (285 amino acids)
Biological process (GO): proteolysis
Molecular function (GO): cysteine-type peptidase activity
Source: RefSeq, a predicted model, not a curated record